Molecule: messenger RNA, 1835 nt
Organism: Thermothielavioides terrestris NRRL 8126
Lineage: Eukaryota; Fungi; Ascomycota; Sordariomycetes; Sordariales; Chaetomiaceae
Exons: 5
Coding region: 314-1741 (475 amino acids)
Cellular component (GO): mitochondrion
Molecular function (GO): metal ion binding; metalloendopeptidase activity
Source: RefSeq, a predicted model, not a curated record
UUCACCCAGUGGGUAAAGAAGCUUGCUUCCGUAGCCAAUCGCAGCAUCUCAAUUUCCAAAGUUGCCAAGAAAAGCUCCGGUAAGCAAGGGUGCGCCACGUGACUCCAGAAGCUCUCUUUCCGGACCCAACCAAGCUCUGGCCCGGGCGUUCCCGAGAUCCGGCCUUGGAAGUGAGGCAAAAUUACGCCGAGUGCAUACUGGAGUUUUUUGAAGGGGCGUGGAGCCAUACCUCACCUCGAACUCAGUCGGACCUUUGCUUCAAACCACUCACUUACUUUCCGCACCCCUCCCCUUUCGCCCAUCCGCCUCCUCCAUGGCGUCCCGGAGACUCGCUUUGAACCUUUCGAAGGGCCUUCGCGGCCGGGCUGGAGGGCUGACGGUGCCGUUCAGGCGAGGCCUCGCGACGCCGCACCACUCACCCGCCAUCAAGACCGAGACCACGACGCUCAAAAAUGGCCUUACCGUCGCGACCCAGUACUCUCCCUAUGCCCAGACCUCGACCGUCGGCAUGUGGAUCGAUGCCGGCUCCCGCGCCGAGACCGACGAGACCAACGGCACCGCCCACUUCCUCGAGCACCUCGCCUUCAAGGGUACCGCGAAGCGGACGCAACAGCAGUUGGAGCUCGAGAUUGAGAACAUGGGCGCCCACCUGAACGCCUACACCUCGCGAGAGAACACCGUGUACUUUGCCAAGGCCCUGAACGAGGACGUCCCCCAGUGCGUCGAUAUCCUGCAAGACAUUCUCCAGAACUCGACUCUCGAGGAGUCCGCCAUUGAGCGGGAACGCGACGUCAUUCUGCGCGAGGCCGAGGAGGUGGAGAAGCAGCUCGAGGAGGUCGUCUUCGACCACCUGCACGCCACCGCCUACCAGAACCAACCGUUGGGUCGCACCAUCCUCGGCCCCCGCGAGAACAUCCGCGAGAUCACCCGGACCGAGCUCACCAACUACAUCAAGAACAACUACACGGCCGACCGCAUGGUGCUCGUCGGCGCCGGCGGCGUCCCCCACCAGCAGCUCGUCGAGAUGGCCGAGAAGUACUUCUCCAAGCUGCCGUCGCACGCCCCCGUUUCCAGCGCUUCCAUCCUCUCCAAGAAGAAGCCCGACUUCAUCGGCUCCGACGUCAGGAUCCGCGACGACACCAUCCCGACGGCCAACAUCGCCAUUGCUGUUGAGGGUGUCAGCUGGAACGACGACGACUACUUCACCGCCCUGGUCACUCAGGCCAUCGUCGGCAACUACGACAAGGCGCUCGGCAACGCCCCCCACCAGGGCAGCAGGCUCAGCGGCAUCGUCCACAAGAACGACCUGGCCACCAGCUACAUGAGCUUCUCCACCAGCUACAGCGACACUGGUCUCUGGGGCAUCUACAUGGUCACCGACAAGCUCUCGAGGAUCGACGACCUGGUGCACUUCGCCCUGCGCGAGUGGUCGCGCCUGUCGGGCAACGUGACCGCGGCCGAGGUGGAGCGCGCCAAGGCGCAGCUCAAGGCGUCCAUCCUGCUGUCGCUGGACGGCACCACCGCCGUGGCCGAGGACAUUGGCCGGCAGAUCGUCACGACCGGCCGCCGCAUGAGCCCCGGCGAGAUCGAGCGCAUCAUCGACGGCAUCACCGAGAAGGACGUCAUGGACUUCGCCAACAGGAAACUCUGGGACCAGGACAUCGCCAUCAGCGCCGUCGGCAGCAUCGAGGGCCUCUUCGACUACGCGAGAUUGCGGGCCGACAUGAGCAGGAACUUUUAAAAUGACGGUGGAUAUAGAAAUCCAAAAAAAGCGCAAGGCGGAGGGAGCACUGUUGCGCCGAGAUGUCUUGCUGCGUUGUGUGACGGAGUGACGG